This is a messenger RNA of Hemicordylus capensis (graceful crag lizard), 7648 nucleotides long. RefSeq names its product solute carrier family 16 member 5 (gene SLC16A5). NCBI's taxonomy places the organism in Eukaryota, Metazoa, Chordata, Lepidosauria, Squamata, Cordylidae. Bases 445 to 1908 code for a protein of 487 amino acids. Gene Ontology annotation, molecular function: monocarboxylic acid transmembrane transporter activity. Gene Ontology annotation, biological process: monocarboxylic acid transport; transmembrane transport. The record is from RefSeq and is a predicted model, not a curated record. The transcript is spliced from 5 exons.
UCUCACCUAGCUACGCCCUACCGUGAAUCAUGCUAAUCCAUUAGAACCCAGAUACUGAUCCUCUGCCCUCCCUCCGCUUAGUUCCUGUUCCUGGCUGCUGUGGGGUCGCCGGGGGUCACGCGUAAGAAGCCUCCCUCUUUCCUUCGACGGGCCAGCAGCAGUCCCGGGGAGUCCCCCCACUGACGUCCUGGCUUGUGAGUGACCUCAGCCAGCCCGAACUGCUCAGUCUUGGCUCCCGGCCACCAAGUCUCCUCCUCCUCCUCCAUAGGCAGCGGCGACCGACAGAGUCAAGAGCCCGGGCGGCCCUCGGAGAGCGAGAGCAGGAGGGAAGGUGCCACGCGGGCCCCCUCGGAGAGAGGGAACGCCAGCCAGCCCGCCCUUUCCUCCUCGUCUCUCCUCCUGGCCGGUGCGAACAGGCCUGCUGAGGGGAAACUCUAAGAGAAAAUGCCCCAAGAAGGAGAGGCUGCUCCUAGGGUCUCCAAAGUGCAGGAUGGAGGAUGGGCAUGGAUGGUCUUAAUAGCCACAGUGCUGGUUCAAGGCUUAACGCUGGGCUUUCCUUCCUGCGUUGGAGUCUUUUUCAAGGAUCUGCAGCAUGAGUUUCAAGCUACCAACAGUGAGACAUCAUGGUUCCCGUCUAUCAUGACAGCGGUGCUGCAUGCAGGUGGGCCCCUCUGCAGUAUUUUGGUGGAGCGAUUUGGCUGCAGGACCACUGUAAUGCUGGGAGGCCUUCUUAGUGGAAUGGGCAUGGUUGCCAGUGCUUUCUCCAAGUCUAUUAGCCAGCUUUACAUAACAGCUGGAUUCAUCACUGGUUUGGGAUCAUCUUUUAGCUUCCAGGCAGGAAUCACUGUGCUAGGCUACUAUUUUAUACGCCGGCGAGCACUGGCCAAUGCUCUGGCCUCCACGGGCGUCUCCAUUGGCCUCACGCUGUGGCCACUGAUCUCUCAGUACUUGCUGGAUGAGAUGGGCUGGAGAAACACUUUCCUCAUUUUUGGGGGAGUGCUGUUGAACUGCUGCGUGUGUGGGGCUGUGAUGAGACCACUCCCAGUCAAGCUGCUUUCCUCUUCAUUGAAGUCCUCUCCUGGACAGUCAGCUGAAAGCAUACAUUUGUCCAAUGGAAACACCCUCCAUGAUGGGGAGCAGCCGCGUCAGUCCAGGUGUACUGCUUGCUUUCAGACCCUGCAGAAAUACCUGGCUUUUGAUGUCUUCUGCAAGAACAAAGGCUACCGGAUCUACACCAUUGGAGUGACCUGGAUGGUGAUGGGUUUUGUGCUGCCUCUCGUCUACCUGGUGCCCUAUGCCAUCCUGAAUGGAGUGGAGGAACGCAAGGCAGCCCUCCUCAUCUCCAUCAUUGGGUUCAUCAACAUAUUCAUGCGGCCCAUGGCAGGCCUGCUCUCGGGCCUCAAGGUUUUCACUGGCCGGCGGAUCUACCUCUUCAGUGUGGCUGUCAUGUUCAACGGCCUGAGCAACCUCAUCUGUGCUAUCUCAGCCGAGUACAGUGUUCUUGUCCUCUACUGUUUGGUCUACAGUGUCUCCAUGAGCGUGGUCGGGGCACUUCUCUUCCAGGUGUUAAUGGAUGUGGUAGACAUGGACAGGUUCUCCAGUGCCUUGGGUCUCUUCACCAUUUUGGAAAGCAUCACCAUUCUUGUUGGACCCCCACUUGCAGGUCUUCUUGUGGACCUUACAGGCCACUUCAAUUAUGUCUUCUACGCUUCUGCCUUCUUCAUGGUAUCAGCUGCUCUCUUCAUGUGUCUUAGCUUCUGCACUCUGGUGACAAAAAACAAAUUGACAGAGACUCCUAAGCUAACCCCUGAGAAUCCCUCUAGGGGCAAAUACACAGAAGUGCCAACUGAAUUGGGGCCUGACAAGAAUGGCCCUCCUCCUGCAGUCAUCUGCGUGACAAGCAUCUGAAUCCAGAGGAAGCUGGAAGGAUGUUGCAUCCCUCACAAAUGCAAGAUAUCUGGAAGCAGAAGGGAAAGACAAGUGCCUCCUUUCAAUGAUGCUCACCUCCUCCCUACUGUGACCCAUUCAGCCGUAAUGAACUCUGGUUUCUAGAUGAAGGAUCCAGUUCAGAAGAUAUAGGCUCAAGGCUGUCCAGAAAUCCAAAGAGCACUUUAAACAAAAUUGACAUGAUGCAAACCAUGGGGGCAAAGGUGGUCAUUGUCCCUUGACAGCAUCUGAAUUACUUGAAGUGUCACAAUUUUAUCACCAAUUUUUAGAAUGUAUUCCAGUGUUUGACUGGAAGGACUUCAUUACCAUUGGGUUAUGAAUUAGCAUAGUCCCCUGACAGAGAUGACAGAGUGGGGCAAGGGACAGUAAAACUAUGCUUAAACAUUGUGCCUAGACUGGCUGGUUUGCCAUAGUGAAUUGGCUGACGUUCAAGCACAAAAGAAGGCCGCCUCUUUAUGAAGCUUUACUACUGGGCUGCUUCAGUGUUACAUGGCGUAUUUCAUGCCUGCUCUAUAAUUCCAGACUAGUUCCUCUGUAAAUAUAUAUUGCUUUUAUGACUUUCAGCCGGCAGAUCAGGCAUGUAUAGCGUUGUAUUUAAUAGUGGCCAGAGUGAGUCAUUUCUGCAUUUUCAAGGACAACAGAGGGUCAAAUCUGAAGCCACAGAUCACAGUAAAACUGGAUUGUACCAAAGUGCCUGUAUAGGAAAGCCAAUGGUGUCUUAAACCCCCUUUGUUCUCAUUUGAGGUAUAUGUUGCACUAAAUAAGUGAUUGUGGCUGAUCAAAAGAGAUGGCCAUUUUGUUUUUCUAGUUCAUGGAGUACUAGGACCAAAGCAGUUGUACAGAUGUCAACAUAGUGGCAUGUUUAAACUCAAUUUCUUCAUCUUUAUAGGCUUCCAUAGUUUUUAUAGCGGCAACUCAGAAAAGUUGUAUAAGCUAAAUGAGAGUCGUACAUUAUGUGUGAGUGAAUAAACACCUAGAUAGGUGCAAAGGAACAUUAAGGGUCGCUAGUAUUGUCCUUAAAUGUAUGCACACUUGAAGCAGUAGGUCGAAUACAAGGGCUUGCCCACUCUUCUUUGGACUGGAAGUUUUGUUUUUUAAUGACAUACAUACAGAAAUAUGUAGUUUGGGAAUAAGGUGCUUUUUCUAGAAUCUGCUUCCUGAGGCAAUUGCUGCGUGUUGCUUCACGGUAAGGCCAGCCCUGAGAAUGACCCAAGAUGCUUCCUGACUUGGCUGGCAAAGUUGCAGUUAGCUUUGCCAUAUCUUCUGAGUUUGAUCACUGGUUUUAGGCUUGUCCAAAUAGCAGUGUUUGAACUGGAACAAAACUGUGCUUUGAUUCUAAUUUAUUUACUUGCUUUUCACAAUUCCAGUUCCUCAUCUCACAUUCUGUUCUUCCAGUUUUGGUAUCUCUGAAAACAUCGAAUGGAAGGUCAUUCAUGUUUUCAACUUUCCAAAAGACAGAAGUCUGAAAUGGUUUUGAAUGGCAGGGAACAUUGGCUAUGAACUCUAGCACUUUCAAAAACAGAAAACAUUGAGAGGUUGGCAAGGAGACAAGAAUCAUGCAGUUCUGGGUGCUCUGAUCUGCCAGGCCUAUGUCAACCUAUUUAAAGAACUACAAGGAGCAAAUUGAGGAAAUGUGGUUCAAGACACUUUGGCGCCUGAGGCAAAAAAUGCAAAUGGCACCUUCUUGCCAAUAAAUUAACUUGGUGCACAGUCCCCUGGGAAGUGUCCCUGUGCAAGCCUCACUGCUGUGAAUGAAAGUAGCACAAGAACAUGCUAGUCCUGUUCAGUGCAGUGGUGUUUGCAGAGGAGAAUUUUCCAACACAUUAUGCCCCAUGUGUCAGAUCUGUCUGUGUCUCCCAUUUUGCCACCCUUUGUGAUGCUCCGCAUUUCUUUGUGCUGGGGCCACACCUGUAUGUAUGUAGCUGCCAGAAUGGAUGGAGCUGUAUAGCUGGCAAUGGCAACAAAAACAAGCAGGUCAGCUAAUCAGACUCUCUUGCUUGAGGAGCUUCUCUUUAGACAGGAGGGUUUGAAAUCCAGAUCACUCCAUGAUGGAUCUGUAAUGAUGAUAUAGGGCAAGCUGGUGUAGAAGCUGCUAGGGCAGUGUGGGGAGGGUAUCUUUCUGUGCCUUUGCCGUUUCAUGGCUUAUACUGAGAAGGAGAGGCAAUCCGUGAAUGUAUAAUGCAAGUCAUCGCAGAUGGGUACUCGUGCACAACUAGGCAAUGAAACCACAUUGUUCCAUUGAUUCCUAGGAUCGACACACCAAACAGAACCCUCAGGGUUAGUUUGUGCUGGUCUUUUGGACUGUAAAAUAAUUUCUCACACCUGGAGAAUACAUGACAAAGCUGCAAAUGCAGCAUGCAUGCAUACACACAAACAUGGUUCAGAAAACUCCUGCUUUAGAAAGCCAAAUCUUGAAGCUUUCCAAGACUGGGCAUUUUCAGAAAGCACCUUUUUGUGAAAAAGGUGGCACUACAAGCACCUUUUGAGCCUUAGUUUUUAUUGUAUUGUUAAAUUUAUAUACUGCCUUUCAUUAAAACAAUCCCAAGGCGUUUACCUUAGUUGUAAGCAAAUAUGUGUGAAUGUUGUCAAUGCAAGGUAGAAAGCCAUUUAAAAAUAGAAUACAUUCUCAUUCCAUGUCUGAGACUGAUAUGGGAAAUGCAGAUCUACAGCCCAGUAGGGAUGUGUAAACAGGUUCAAUGGUUGGAGGUCAAACCAAACCACCCCCUAUUUGGUCCGACUCUGGACUGAAACGCGCCCCCCCCCGGCUCGUUCACAAUUUAAAAAUAAUAAUGAUUUAAACUUACACCCUCUGGGGGGCGGUUCUUGGAGGUGGUUGGAAGGGGUCUGCGGAGGUUCCCCCUCCCCCCCACUGGCCUACGAUCCAUCCAAAACCAGCCCGUUCAGGCCUUUCCCCCACCCCUGUGGUGGCCCUUUUGGAGGCUGUCGCGCCAGUGCAAUGGGCCUCUGCAUGGUCAGGCAUGACCCAGGCCACACGCAGGUGCCAGCAGCCUCCAAAAUGGCUGCCACACUGGUGGGGGAAAGGCCUGAAUGGGCUGAAGAAUGGAUGGAUGGGAGGCCGGUGGGGUUAGGGGGAACCUUCGAGAACCACCCCCACCCCCAGAGGGCGUAAGUUUUUCUUGUUUUUUUAAAUUUAAAAACCUCAUGAACCCCUGACCGAACCGGUGGGGGGUUUGAGGGGGUGCUGGACUGAACUAGUCCGGUCAAGUUCGAACUCAAACCGAACUGAACCAGCCAGUUACAUGCAUACCCCUACAGCCCAAUCCUAUGCAUGAUUCAGAUGCUUGCUUAGAUAGCUUUUUUUGAAGGGCUUAAACAAAUUCAUACAGGAUAGUUCUUUCAACAGCUAUUAUCCAAGAUAGUUGUGUAGAACCUCCAGGUCUAGAGGCAGUAUACCUGUAACUGUCAGGUGUUGAAGACAGAGGAAGGCUGUUCCUUUCAUGCUUUGCUUGUGUCUCAGAGGUAUAUGGCUGGCCAUUGCUGGGAACAAUGCUCUUGGGAACAAUGUUCGCAACCAGAAGGCUCUUUGGUUGGCUCAAGCAGGGCUCUUUUUUUUUUUUACUUGAAAGUACAUCCCAGAGAGUUCCCUGUAUGUAUUCAUAAGUUUGCGGUCUUAAGCACCACUAGUGAAAAUGGUCUGCAUGAGCACAUUUAAAUUAAGCUUGCCUAAACCUAGUCUCUUUCUCCCUGUUUCAUGUCCAUGCCACUACUUUUGCAAAUGCAUUUGUACUUCUCUAGGAGUGAGAGUAUAAAGCGGUUUUCUGUAUAAGCCCUUGUGGGCCAGUAGCUUUCAUUAAACAUCUCACAAUACACUCUGCUUCUUCCCAGGCAACACAGAGCAAGGCAAACACAUGCAUGCAAAAUCCUCCUCCACUAUACAGGCCCAGAUGCUAAGUACAGGCAACCAGAUCUCCAAGAUAAUCAAAAGAAGGAAUCUCAAGAUUAAAUUCACAUCAUAAGAACAGCCUUGUUGGAUCAGGCCCAAGGGCUUGUCUAGUCCCGCAUCCUGUUUCACACAGGGACCCACCAGGUGCCUCUGAGAAGCCACAGGCAAGAGAUGAAGGAAUGCCCUCUCUCCUGCUGUUGCUCCCCCUGCAACUGGUAUUGAGAGGCAUCUUGCCUCUGAGGCAGAAGGUAGCCUAUAAGCCAUCAGACUAGUAGCCAUUGAUAGAACUGUCCUUCAUGAAUUUGUCUAAGACCCUUUUAAAGCAAUCCAGGCUACUGGCCAUCACCACAUCCUGUGGCAGAGAAUUCCAUAGAUUAAUUAUGCAUAAUUAUGCACUGUGUGAAUAAGUACUUCCUUUUGUUGGUCCUAAAUUUCCUAGCCUUCAGUUUCAUGAGAUCACCCGUUUCUAGUGUUAUAAGAGAGGGAAAAACAUUUUUCUGUCCGCUCUCUCUACUCCAUGCAUAAUUUUAUACACCUCUAUCAUGUCUCCCCGUAGCCACCACUUUUCCAAACUAAAAAGCCCCUGAUGCUGUAGCCUUGCCUAUAAGGAAGGUGCUCCAGGCCCCUGAUCAUCUUGGUUGCCCUCUUCUGCACCUUUUCCAGUUCUACAAUGUCCUCAAGAUACGGUGACCAGAACUGUAUGAAGUUCUACAAAUGUGGCUACACCAUAGAUUGGAAUAAGGGCAUUAUAAUAUUAGCAGUUUUGUUUCCAAUCCCCUUCCUAAUAACCCUUAGCAUGGAAUUUGCCUCUUUCACAGCUGCCGUGCACUGGGCCAACACUUUCCAUGAGCUGUCCACCACAGCCUUCUGGUCAGUCACUGAGAGCUCGGACCCCAUCAGAGUAUAUGUGAAGUUGGUUGUGGUUUUUUUGCCCCAAUAUGCAUCACUUUACACUUGCUUACACUGGACCACAUUUGCCAUCUAGUUGCCCACUCCACCAGUUUGGAGAGAUCCUUUUGGAGCUCCUCACAAUCCAUUUUGGAUUUCACUACCAUAAAUAGCUGGGUGUCAUCUGCAAAUUUGGACACCUCUCUGCCUUCUCCAAUUUCUAUAUCAUUUAUGAACAAGUUAAAAAGCACUGGUCCCAGGACAGAUCCCUGGGGGACCCCACUUGUUACUUCCCUCCAUUGUGAAAACUCCAUUUAUUCCUACUCUGUUUCCUGUCCUUCAACCAGCUAUCAUUCCACACAUGAACUUGUCCCCUUAUCCCAUGGUUGCUAAGUUUACUCAAGAGCCUUUGGUGGGGAACUUUGUCAAAAGCAUCACUAAUGAGGGGCAAAUUGCUUGCAGUUCAGUAGCAAUUUACUACCUGGCACAAUGGUGCUCACGUAACUGACAUUGAAUGGGGCCUGCUCGGACCUUCCUGUAGCUUAAGGGUGGACCAGAAACUUGGGAUUGAUGUGGGCCAUUGCCCUAAAGCAAUUUGUGAGGUCUUGGUUUCAGGACUGUGGGCAGUUCGGUUAUGUGUUCUUAAACAAGAUUGCUGGGAAACUCAUGUGUAGGCUGGCUUUUAAACAAUGAUAUAUUAAGUCAAAUGCACUUAGUAACUUUUGUAAAGCACUAAAGCAAAUUGUCAAACCUAAAGCCUUUAAUAACUGUAUCGCAUUCCAGUUUUUGUGUUUGAUUCAGGUUAAGGGAAUGUGUUGCAGUUUUUCCUCUUUCAGGAUACAUCAAUUGAGAAGGGAGCAAAACUUAGCUCUUUUCUACCGUUUUCUGAAUAAAGACACUAAGUAGUAA